Messenger RNA from Equus caballus (horse), 1274 nucleotides. It is a transcript of the gene SPMAP2, whose product is annotated as sperm microtubule associated protein 2. The record is from RefSeq and is a predicted model, not a curated record. Lineage: Eukaryota; Metazoa; Chordata; Mammalia; Perissodactyla; Equidae. Gene Ontology annotation, biological process: spermatogenesis.
GAAUGCGGCCCGAGAAUGCGGACGGCCCUUCUCCUGUUGCCGGGCGACCACGGACACACUUGGUGUUGGGGAGCAAGGCUGCAGGGCCGGGAGGCCCAGUCCAUGGGGGACCACUGGCUGAGUUCACUCAACAACCGCCACGGCUCAGAGGCCAAGGGCAGGUCAGAAAGGGGGCAGGAUGAUGACACCCCCAGCCCCCUCGGCGCCAUGUACCAGCACCGAGGCUCCAAGCACAUGGACGCCGGGGAGCUGGGGUCCCACGACCAAGAGGAGGAGAUUCCCCCCGAGGAGGUGUCCGGAGAGGAGUUCCUGGACACCCGGGGCCCGGGAGAGGCGCUGCCCGGGCUGGAGAAGGAUGAGGAGGCUGUGUCCGAGAUGAGCCGGCUGUCGGUGUCCCAGAGGCUCCCGGGCGCGGCCGCCAUGCGAGGCAGGAAGAAGAGAAGGCGGCUCCUGGAGCUGGCGAAACCCAAGACCAACUGGCAAGUGCUGAGGGACAGCACGGCCCGCCGCUGCCAGGGCUUUGCCUGGAUCUCCCCGCGCUUGUGGAGCCUGCAGGUCUGUGUCUACUGGCCAUCCACGUACUGGACGGAGAGGUUUCUCGAGGACACCACCCUCACCGUCACCGUGCCCGUGGUGUCCCGCCGGGUGGAGGAGCUGGCCCGACCGAAGAGGUUCUACUCGGAGUAUUACAACAGCAGCAGGACCACCCCCAUCUGGCCCAUUUCCAAGGCCACCCUGGAGUGCCAGCCGUCCAGCCGCCUGCGGGAGCUGGCCACCCCGAAGGUCCGGAACAACAUCUGGAGCCUCAACAUGUCCGAGGUGUCCCAGGUGUCCCGGGCCGCCCAGAUGGCCAUCCCCAGUCCCAGGAUCCUCCAGCUGGCUAAGCCCAGGGCUCCAGCCACCCUGCUGGGAGAGUGGGACCCCGUGCUGAAGCCCAAGCCCCACGUGUCAGACUACAACCGCCUCCUCCACUUGGCCACGCCCAAGGCCCAGUCGGACCAGUGUGUUCCUGACCGAGACCCACGCUGGGAGGUGCUGGAGGUCACCAAGAGGGCAGUGGCCAGUCCUCGCGUCGUCUCCCUGGCGAAGCCCAAGGUGCGCAGGGGCCUGAGCGAGGGCUACGACCCCUACCGCAUCUCCCCGGCCUCCCUGGUGGCCCAGGCGUCCCCUCGCCUCUACGAGCUCGCCACCCCCAAGAGCAUCACCAAAAAAGUGUGAGUGACCCAGGCCCGGCCUCUGAGGCCCGUUCCCAGUAAACACCAAGUGCAUCUGAA